AUGAAUAGACAAGAAAUAGAAGCUAUGCUGGAAUCAAAUUCGGACUCAUAUUCGGAAGAUUACGACGAUACUGACGCUGAUCCAAACUGGUCCUCGGAAAGUGAACCGGACGAAAAUAUUUACGAACGUGAAUUAUUGGAUAAUUGUAACGUAACUAUUAAUACGAUUGGUAAUAAUUGGAAUAACGAUUUUUCUAAUGGACAGCUAAAUAGUCAUAUAAUUUUUAAUCCUGAUGUAAAUACUACUGGAAUAAAUCCAGAUAUAAUUGAAACUAUGUCUGAUGCCAGUCCUAUCGACUUUUUUUAUCUUUUUUUUGACAAAGAAAUUAUUGACAUGUUAGUGGUUGAAACAAACAGGUAUGCUAAUGCUAAAAAAAACACAGCAGGCUUAUCUCGACAUGCUAGAAUUAGAAAAUGGGUCGACACAAAUGAGCAGGAAAUUAAACUCUUUUUUGGUAUUGUUAUGUGGAUGGGCAUGGUGAAACUGCCAUCAAUUGCUCACUAUUGGAAAAAUUCUAUAUUAUAUUCUUGCAAUAUUCCAAAAUGUAUGUCCCGAAACAGGUUUGAAAUUAUUUUGAGUAUGUUACACAUUUCUGAUAAUGACAAAGCUCCUACUAAUGAUAGAUUAUACAAAAUCCAAAUAUUGAUUGAUUUACUCGUCGAAAAGUUCAAUAGUGCAGUAAUUCCUGAAGAGUCAGUUUGUAUCGAUGAGUCUAUGGUCCCUUACUUGGGUCGAUUAUCGUUUCGGCAGUAUAUUUCUAAUAAACGUCAUCGUUAUGGAGUCAAAAUCUUUAAGCUGUGUACACGGGACUUUUAUACGUCAAAAUAUAAAAUAUAUGCAGAAAAAGAAGCGACAAUGGGUGAUUCAGUUUCAUGUAAAGUAGUAAUGGAACUAAUGGAACCAUAUCUCGAUUUCGGUAGAACAUUGUAUGCAGAUAAUUGGUAUAACUCCAUUGACUUAGCGGAAAAAUUAUUGCAACGGAAAACACACUUAGUAGGAACUCUUAGAUCAAAUAGAAAAAGAAAUCCUAAAGAUGUCAACACAAAAAAAACUUAA
Metopolophium dirhodum (rose-grain aphid) is the source of this 1056-nucleotide messenger RNA. Its product is annotated as piggyBac transposable element-derived protein 4-like. The transcript has a single exon. The record is from RefSeq and is a predicted model, not a curated record. The coding region runs from base 1 to 1056 and encodes 351 amino acids. NCBI's taxonomy places the organism in Eukaryota, Metazoa, Arthropoda, Insecta, Hemiptera, Aphididae.